AUGGAAGCCGCCGACGCCAGGCAAGGCUCUGCUCCUUAUGGUAAGGCUUGCACGAACUGCGUAAAGGCGAAGUGCCGGUGUGUGGUGCGCGAUGCGGGGACUUGUGAGAGGUGUCAGCGGCUUGGGAAGAACUGCACGCCUUCCACGACGGUGCGUACGAGAGGCUCGAGGCGCACGCCGGCGUCCAAGAACUCGGCUCUCGAAGAGAAACUCGAUGAUAUUGUCUCUUUACUCCGAAGCCGCGCCAAUUCAAAUCAUGGGCGGACUGCGGAGACGUUGCCAACACCCGUCUCGUCCGAACUCUCACCUAGCGACGACGCGCUGGAGGAUGCGCGACAUCUCCACUUGACGGAAGAAGAGCUUCUCGUCUUUCGUGAACAUCACCUGCCUUGUUUCCCCUUGAUGAAUGUUCCCGCAGACGUGACAGCAGCGGAGGUACAGCGGGAAAAGCCAAUCCUCAGUUUGGCGAUCAAAACAUUGACCACAAAAGUGGCUGUCAAGCAGGUUGCUCUUGGGAGAAACCUCAGGGAGCUACUCACUCAGAAGAUAAUGGUCGAUGGGGAACGAAGUCUGCGUCUACUUUUGAGCUUGCUCAUUUCCAUAGUAUGGUCUCUGUCUUUUGCUCAUGGCAAGCCGUUCUUGGGGACCAUGAUAGGCCUGGCCCGGCCGCUCAUCAGUGACUUGAAGCUAGAUCGUGGUCCUCACUCAGCUCGCUGUCCUGGCUCGAACCCCCCUCAUCUUGUUGAUAAUGAAGAAACUGUCACCCAGACAAACGCUGGUCGACGGGCUUAUAUUGCCUGCUUCGCACUGAGCGUAGUCAUCUCCACGACUAUGAAGUACGAUGCGAUGAGGUGGUCUUCGCAGCUGGAAUCUGCUUGUUGUAUUCUGUCAGCGCACAGCGAGGUGGAAGGAGAUCUCAUUCUUGUGGCUCUUGCUCGCUUGUCAAAAGUAGCCCUCGAGGCGGGAGACGUCUAUCGGCAAGUCUCGGACGAUCCGAACUCCACCGUUCAUCCUGCAUUCUCGAUCAUGCCGCUAAAGUGUUCCCUCCACCAAGCGAAGGAUUCGCUCACCUCCGAGCAGUUGCAGCACAGUAAAUCCCAUAGACCUCGGAUAAGAUUACUUCCUAACGUACAUCGCAGGCUCAGUGAUCACGUACAUAUAUGCUGCUGAAGCUGCAAUCUACGAACUGGCCUUGCUCCAGCCCACAACUCUACUUAUGCGCUAUUGCGACCACGACCUAAAGCGCAUUGAAUACCUCACGGGACUGCUACAAACGUGCAAGGCCUGCACCGAGCACUUCCUCGCUUUCGAUCUAGAUCGCAUCACUGCGCCCAUGAUGAUCAUGUUCGGAUACUGCGUCAAGCUCUCCUACUGUCUGCUUACUCUGCAGAACAGAGGGUGGGACACUGCACUGGCGCGGUUAACCAUGGACCCGAGUCUUGUCUUCGAACGCGCGGUCCAGCAUUGUGAAAACACGAAUGACCUCCUGAAACUCGAGACGGGCCAAGAUAGCAUCUUCAAGCAGGCGGCCGACACUAUGCGAGCUACCGCGCCCCGGUGGAGAGUUCCCACGGAACAAGACACUACAUCGCUUGAUCUGGAUUCGCUGGCCUCUGGUAUCGACUUUGGGGUUAUUGACUUACCUUCAUUGGAGUUCUCAGACGACUUUUGGCUCACCGUCCCAGGCACCUUCGGAUUGUGA
Messenger RNA from Ascochyta rabiei, 1702 nucleotides. RefSeq lists its product as uncharacterized. Gene Ontology annotation, cellular component: nucleus. The coding region runs from base 1 to 1170 and encodes 389 amino acids. NCBI's taxonomy places the organism in Eukaryota, Fungi, Ascomycota, Dothideomycetes, Pleosporales, Didymellaceae. Gene Ontology annotation, molecular function: transcription cis-regulatory region binding; zinc ion binding; DNA-binding transcription factor activity, RNA polymerase II-specific. The record is from RefSeq and is a predicted model, not a curated record. The transcript has 4 exons. Gene Ontology annotation, biological process: regulation of DNA-templated transcription.